AUGAGUAUUUUCUCAUAUGUGCGGAGCAUUUAUGCUCUAGAUACCAUCGAUACACGCUUCACGAAUUCUUCUUCAACUCCAUAUGAAAUUGAUCCUGCUGCAGCAAAGUCAAAACGAGAUGACUCGAAACCAGGCGAAGGGGUACGAACAGACAGUAAUGGCAGACCAAUUGCUCAGCCGUCGAGAUGGAACACCACAGAGUUUUAUUUUUAUUACUUCGUCUUCUUAACGGUCGUGCCAUACAUGUUUUGGAUCGCCUACGAUGUGUCUAGACCUUCCGAUCCUAAUUACCACAAAUACCAACACCUUCUUUCUGAUGGAUGGAUUCCUGGGCGCAAGAUUGAUAUUUCGGAUGCACAAUAUUAUAACUUUCGAACCAAUGUACCAUAUCUCGCAAUUCUCGUCGUUUUUCAUCCUCUCCUUCGACGAAUAUAUGAAUUUCUCAGACCCAUCUCUGCUCGAGUAGGAUCGCCGAAACUAAACGGCAAUAACACAUACAUAUCUGUGGCGGAAGGCAAUGCGAGACUUCAACAACGUACCGGGUUCGACUUCAUUUUUGCUUUCAUAUACCUCCUCGCUUUGCAUGGAUUUUCCGCUUUUAAAGUCAUUGCGAUAGUCUAUACAAACUACUGUCUGGCCACUCGACUUCCUCGAAAGUUUGUGCCUGUAGCAACAUGGAUUUUCAAUAUCGGUAUAUUGUUUGCCAACGAGCUCUCAGAUGGGUACAGAUAUACAUCAAUAGCACAAUAUUUAUCUCCCAAGAAUGAAGCCGGUUUCCAAGAAGGGGCUAUGUUGCAUAGCUGGGCAGAGUGGAUGGAUAGUUAUUCGGGCAUCAUUCCACGAUGGGAGAUUCUGUUUAAUCUUACUGUCUUGAGAUUGAUCAGUUUCAAUCUGGAUUAUUACUGGAGUUUAGAGAAAGGAGCUGGAAGUGCAUUAGAGGUAGGUCAUCAUCAAAGUGCCGUCCGUAUGCUCUCAUCUAAUACUAAUGCGCAAAAGAAGAAGCAACUUAACCCUGCCAAUCUUUCCGAGAGAGAUCGUGUUUCGAUGCCUGCGCCGGACAAAGACUACAAUUAUCGAAACUACUUCGCAUAUGCGAUUUAUGCCCCUUUGUAUUUAGCAGGACCAAUCUUUACAUUUAACGAUUACAUUUCUCAGUCGAAAUAUCGCCCUGCUAGCAUAGACAGUAAACGAACCUUUAAGUAUGGUAUUCGUUUCCUACUUUGUCUGUUGGCAAUCGAACUUCUCCUACAUUUCGAUUAUUGUGUGGCUAUUUCCAAAGGCAAUCCCAACUGGUCUGAUUACACCCCAGCUCAACUGAGUUUACUCUCAUAUUUCAAUCUUCAUGUACUAUGGUUGAAGCUUCUCUUACCUUGGAGAUUCUUCAGACUUUGGUCUCUCAUCGAUGGAAUUGACCCUCCGGAAAAUAUGCUUCGCUGUCUUUCCGAUAACCCAUCUACUGUUCAAUUCUGGCGAAGCUGGCAUCGCAGCUACAACCGCUGGAUCAUCCGCUACAUCUACAUCCCUAUGGGAGGUUCUUCAUCGCAAAAUUGGAAAGCCCAAGUCCGAUCAAUUGUCAACUAUCUCGUUGUUUUCACAUUUGUCGCCUUAUGGCAUGAUAUAAGUCUUAACCUCUUGGUGUGGGGCUGGCUCAUAGUUUUCUUCAUGUUACCGGAAGUUAUUGCUGGCAUGCUCUUCCCAAGAAAGAAGUGGCUCAAUGAUCUUACAUAUUACAGAGUCAUUUGCGGUAUUGGUGCAGUGGCGAAUUUAAUGUUCAUGAUGAUAGCAAACUUGGUUGGGUUUGCUGUCGGUGUUGAUGGGUUGAAGAGCAUUAUUUCUGGCAUCUUCAAGGACUUUUCAGGAAUCGUUUUUCUGAUUACGGCCUGGGGUGCACUUUUCGUUGGGUGUCAGGUUAUGUUUGAAGUAAGGGAGAGUGAGCACAGAAAAGGAAUUUUCCUAAGAUGUUAG
This is a messenger RNA of Botrytis fragariae, 1965 nucleotides long. Its product is annotated as putative glycerol:h+ symporter protein. Lineage: Eukaryota; Fungi; Ascomycota; Leotiomycetes; Helotiales; Sclerotiniaceae. The transcript has 4 exons. Gene Ontology annotation, biological process: GPI anchor biosynthetic process. Gene Ontology annotation, cellular component: endoplasmic reticulum. The record is from RefSeq and is a predicted model, not a curated record. The coding region runs from base 1 to 1965 and encodes 654 amino acids.